AUGACCGAGAGAUCCUCGCUUCUCAACCGUAGGCGGGAGAACAACCAACAACACUAUAAUGCCCUGAAUGAUGUUUCACCAAUAUCGUCAUUCCCAUCGACACCUUCUAUCGGCGAUAUCCAGGCAAACAACAACUCUGCACCUGCAACCUUUAUCACAGCAUCCCAUGGAGCACACAAUCAACAUGGAUCGAGUGACCAUCACAAGUUCAAGCUAUUUAACAAGCGACAUGGAUCAUACGAUGAAGAUAGACAAGGCUUGAUCAAGGAAAACACAGGUGUGCGUGUGUGGUACGAAUCUUACUCGACGAUUGAUUGGAUUCACGACCACAUCAAGGAAGGAUUAAGAUUACGUAGAUUGCGAGAGACACCUGGACUACGUGGGCGAUGGAUGAAGGCCAAGGAUGCAUCACAAGCAUGGAUACUUGUGAUUUUGACGGGUGCGACAGUAGCAGUUAUAGCAGGACUCAUUGACGUCGUUCAAGAAUGGAUGUCUGAUCUAAAGGGGGGAUAUUGUACCACCAAUUGGAGAUACAAUAGCAAAUUCUGCUGCUGGGGCAAACAAGAGUAUGAGCCUUGCCCAGCAUGGAGAACAUGGCCCGAAGUCUUUGGUGCAUCCACCGAAUCUGGUGCCUAUUAUACUGCCAUGUUCAUGUACACCGCUGUAGGACUGUUCCUCGCGCUGAUUGCAACUCUCAUGGUCAAAUAUUCAGCCGAGAAGGUCACUUUCCGCACUCCUUCAACAAAGCCAACGAAUGGCGUGACCCCAUCGGGUACCCAAUCCACCAUUGCCAAGGAUGCCGACAUGCCCCCUCCCAAACCUCAAACAAAGAUUGCCUACUACAGUGCAGGUUCUGGUAUCCCCGAAGUCAAAGUUAUCCUUGCCGGUUUCGUUAUCAAGGGCUUCCUUGGAAUCAAGACCUUAUUUGUCAAGAGCGUCGGCAUGAUCUUCUCUACCUCUUCAGGCUUAAAUUGUGGCAAGGAAGGUCCAUUCGUUCAUUUGGCAUGUUCAGCUGGAAACAUCUUUUGCCGCCUUUUCCGCAAGUUUAACAAGAACGAGAGCAAGCGUCGUGAGAUUCUUUCAGCAGCCUCUGCAGCAGGAGUUGCUGUCGCUUUUGGUGCUCCUAUCGGUGGCGUGCUAUUCAGCCUUGAAGAGGUCAGCUACUACUUCCCCAUUAAGACAAUGAUUCGGAGUUAUUGCGCUGCCAUGGUCGCCGCCAUGGUUCUCAAGCUCAUGGAUCCCUUCGGCACCGGGAAGAUUGUACUCUUCCAAGUACACUAUGAUAAGGAGUAUCACGUGUUUGAGCUUAUCCCCUUCCUCAUCACUGGAGCUUUUGCUGGAUUUUUCGGUGCUGUAACCACCUACUACAAUAUCAAGUACCAGCACUUGCGUAAAAACACGAUCAUUGGAAAGUACCCCGUAACGGAGGUUUUGGUUAUCUUGCUUGUCACAGCUAUCACCAGCUUCUGGAACCCCUUUGCUCGAUUGGGAUUGAAUGAAUUUGCAUACAACUUAUUUUCAGAAUGCUCUCCUGAAGACGACAAUGCUGGUUUAUGCGCGGCCACUGUGACCGAAAUCCCUCGUUUACUAUACCUUUUGCUGACUGCCUUGGUGAUCAAGAUGAUUCUGACAAUGGUUACUUUUGGUUGUCGCGUACCAGGUGGUAUUUUCCUUCCGGCUUUGAUUAUCGGUGCUAUCACAGGACGUGUAAUUGGUCUUAUUAUGCAAUACCUCACUCUCACGUAUCCUGACACGUGGCCAUUUUCGGUAUGUGAGGAAGAUCUUGCCACUCAAGGCAAGUGCAUCAUCCCUGGAGUCUAUGCUAUGGUUGGUGCUGCUGCUGCUUUAGCUGGUGUGACACGAACAACAGUGUCCCUUGUCAUUAUCAUGUUCGAAUUGACGUUCUCUUUGGUCUAUGCUGUGCCGAUUAUGAUUUCGGUCAUGAUGGCAAAAUGGGUUGCCGACGCCAUGUUUGUGGAAGGCAUCUACGACUUGCUGAUCGACUUGCAGCUUUAUCCAUAUCUUGAUGCACGAAAGGAAUAUGCUCACACACAUACGGUUCAAGAUUUGAGUGAGAAAGAUCAUCUUUCUAUCAACCUUGAUCAAAUCAACACAGCCGGGAACCUCUACGACAAGCUUGACGAGAUGGAUGUUUUGGGUUAUCGUGAAGAUGGUGGUAUACCGAUUCUCAGCAAUCAAGGUCGCUAUCUAGAAGGCUACAUUGCGACAAGUGAGUUGUCACAUGCGCUUGACGUCUUACGAAAGCACUUUGAUGAGAGCCCGUAUCCUAUGGGUGAACAAGAAUUCCGUGACAUCCCUUGCUACUUCCGCCGAGGCAGCCAAGGUGUGCUUCCUGAUACUUCAGAUGAUGUUAGCAGCUCCAUUCUUUGUUUAAUCUCAUCAAAGAGCACACACGGGGACAAUACCGACGAUAUAGAUACAGAGCAACGUCAUUCAACACCGCUAAACGAUUUUUCUGUUUAUGUGGAUCAGGCACCGCUUACUUUGAGUCCAAACGCUUCCAUGGAGUUGCUAAUGGAAAUGUUUACCAAGCUUGGAGCACGCUACGUUUGUCUCGUUGGAAACGACGGGCAGUAUCUUGGUAUCGUUCACAAGAGGACGCUCAUUGCAUAUCUCAAGGAGCUCGAAGAAGAUUGA
This is a messenger RNA of Lichtheimia ornata, 2658 nucleotides long. RefSeq lists its product as uncharacterized. Bases 1 to 2658 code for a protein of 885 amino acids. Gene Ontology annotation, molecular function: voltage-gated chloride channel activity. Gene Ontology annotation, cellular component: Golgi apparatus; membrane; early endosome. The record is from RefSeq and is a predicted model, not a curated record. Gene Ontology annotation, biological process: transmembrane transport; chloride transport. NCBI's taxonomy places the organism in Eukaryota, Fungi, Mucoromycota, Mucoromycetes, Mucorales, Lichtheimiaceae. The transcript has 12 exons.